Molecule: messenger RNA, 1389 nt
Organism: Purpureocillium lilacinum
Lineage: Eukaryota; Fungi; Ascomycota; Sordariomycetes; Hypocreales; Ophiocordycipitaceae
Source: RefSeq, a predicted model, not a curated record
AUGAAGUAUUGCAAAUUAUUAUUGUCGGCCGCCCCCCUGGCUCUGCCAGCCUUGGCCGAAGACGUGUCCCUGAACAACACGCUUGCCCUCUUUCCGAAGUGCGCGGCCCCAUGCUUGCCACUGAUCGUGGACAAGGCCAACAAUGUCGCCGCCAACGAGACUUCACUAUGCACCAAUCAGACUGUCCAGGACACCGUCAUGUUGUGUGUCACGGGCAGCUGCUCUAUAAAAGAGUCCAUGUUUUCCAAGAACCUCACAACCACAGCUUGCAACGAGCCUAUCCGCGAUAGAUCGAGUCGAUACAUUGCCAUUUCAGACGCAUUUUCCAUCAUCGCUUCCAUCUUCGUCAUACAGCGCUUCGCGUACAAGUUCUGGGCCAAGUUAGAUUUCGGAUUAGACGAUUUAUUCACCCUCAUCACCCUCAUCGUCAGCUUCCCCGUCACUUACUUCAAUGCCUACACCCUGGUCUGGAAUGGCGUUGGCCGCGACAGCUGGACGUUGUCCCUCGAUCAAGUCAUUGGCUUCGUCAAGUACUUUUACAUCAUGGAGGUUAUUUACUUUGCCGAAGUCUCUAUCCUCAAACUCGCUCUCCUCUUCUUCUAUAUCCGAAUCUUUCCGACUACUACGGUUCGCCGGCUGCUCUGGGGAACCAUCGCCGUCGUGUCGCUAUUUGGCGUCACGUUUGUGUUUCUGGCAACGUUCCAAUGCAUCCCCAUCGAGUACUAUUGGUGGCAGUGGGCUGCGGAUGGCGUGCAUCACGGCACUUGCAUCGAUAUUAUGGGCAUUGGAUGGAGCAAUGCCGCCAUAAGCAUUGCGCUGGAUGCGUGGAUGCUUGGCAUUCCGCUCUGGCAGUUGAGAAGUCUGAACCUGGACAUGAGGAAGAAGGUUGGCGUGGCGAUGAUGUUCUGCGUGGGCACCUUCGUCACCAUUGUCAGUAUGCUUCGGCUUCGAUCGCUGGUCCAGGCCGGCGCCAGCACAGUCAACCCGACAUGGGACUUUUUCGAGGCUGGCGUCUGGUCUACCGUGGAGAUCAAUGUCGGCAUCAUUUGCAUUUGCAUGCCAUCCUUGCGACUGCUCCUGGUGAGAUUAUUUCCUGGUCUACGUGGAAUGUCGGCGCGAUACUACGGCAGGUCCACGAACGGACAACAUCGAUCGGGGACUGCAGGUGUGGCCGGCCUCCCGCUCGGAACUGGCACGAGGUCACACGCAGAGCGGUCGAAACACCGCCCGGAUGUCAACGAGAACCAAAUCACCUACCAGACUACGUACACUGUCGAAUUUGGCGACAAGAACGCAGACAAGUACAACGACGAUGUACAGCUGGUUCGCAUGCGAGACGGUGACGCAAAGAGUGCAAGGUCGGCGAGCGGAGCUUCCAGCUUUUCAUGA